GAGUAUUAAAUGAGUUUCAUUGUUUAAAAUAAAAAUUCGUGAAGAAACAGUUUUUCAUUAUAAAAAUGAUUUGAAACUUUUAUAUAGAAAUAUCUCCCCCAAAAGAAAAGAGAAAUGAAUUUCGCAAAACUGACAAGUGGAGCUGGAACGCUCAUCAAUAAAGCCAGACAGAUGACGAGCGAGACUCUGGGAUACGCAGAAGUUACUGAGUACGAUCCGAACCUGGUGGCCCUCAUAACGAAGGCUGACAAGAUCAAAGUGUGGACUGAAAGGAUCAUCAAAGAGGCUGAGGCUUUCCUUCAGCCUAAUCAAGCUGCUCGUGUCGAGGAUUACUUGUCGGAGAAGCUGCAGGCCCAGAAGUCCAACAGACCAACCGAGUAUGAAUCAUUCGCGCAAGUUCUUCUCGAGGCUUCCAUUGACCUCGGAGACACCACACCUUAUGGAGCCACACUGAACAAAUUUGGAGCAGCGCAAACAAAAAUCGCAGAAGAGUUCAAAAAUUUUACGCAGAAAGCACGCGAGGAUUUCGUCAAACCGAUGAAAAAUUUUCUGGACGUGAACAUGGCAUAUGCAUUGAAAGAGAAGAAGAACUUGGAGGACCUGCGUUUGAAGCUGGACAUCGUCAAGUCCAAGAUGAAGAAACUGACCAGUUCCGGGAAGGAGCCUGACCCUAAUGAUCUUGCCAAGGUUGAAGAUGAGCUGAAGGUUGCCCAGACUGCAUUCGACGAACAGUCAGCCGCAACUACCCAAGUUAUGGAGAACUUGGCUUCUCUCCAGGCUGAUCACAUAAUCUACGUGAAAGCGUUCGUUACCUCUCAGCGCAAGUUCUACGACGAUUGUUCUGCGGCUCUCAAGAAUUUGGACCAAGAUUAAAAAAACAUAUACGCCUUAUUUCUGUUUUUCAACUAUACGAAGAACCUGCAACUUGAAUGAGUUUUUGUUCAUCAACACGCGCACACUUUUUACUUUUGCACAUAGACCAACACACUUGACAAACUGUUUUGCAAUUUUUUACAUCAUACAUCGAUCAGGAACAUAUUAAUUUUUCAUAUAUUAAUAAAUAAGAACCCAAUAAAAUCAUUUUUCUGCUGUUAACCGUUAACAACAUCUUCAGCAAAAAAAUCUUCAGCCAAAUGCUCAAAACAUGUGUUCAUUUAAAUAUUCGCACACUCAUCAAGUUUACAUAUUUUCGUUAAGUUAUUAACAUUUCUUUAGAAAUAAGUCAAGUUAAAAGCUAAAUAAGAUCAAUAACAACAUUAUAAUGAUGAUGUCAGUCUAAAAGUUGCUUCAAUAUGCAUGGGAGAUGUAUAACUUUCAAGUUUUUAAUUUUCGUGUUUGCAACCUGACAUUGAAAAUUUAAAUUUUAAUUCUAGCGUAAGUCGGUUUUUUAUUCUCAUGGUGCGAAGUUUAUUUUAUUUUUUCUAUUUUAAUUUUAUUUCAAUUUUCAAGUUAUUUUAUCCUAAAUGAUUUUGUUGCUAAUUUCAUUUAUGAUGACAAUGUUAACGUGUGUACGUAUAAUCAAUCUUUGAUUAUUCCGUGGUUAAGGUUUCAUAAAUCUGAACGUGUUGAACAUUCUAUAUUCGUUAUUACGAUUUUUUGAAAUUAAUAAAUUUUCUACAAUAAUAAUAAUAAUGCUCUUUUACAAAAUAACUCGAAUGAUGAAAGAAGAAAUAAUUGAUUUCACACACUCUCAAAAA
Messenger RNA from Helobdella robusta, 1697 nucleotides. RefSeq lists its product as hypothetical. Gene Ontology annotation, molecular function: protein binding. The coding region runs from base 115 to 873 and encodes 252 amino acids. Lineage: Eukaryota; Metazoa; Annelida; Clitellata; Rhynchobdellida; Glossiphoniidae. The record is from RefSeq and is a predicted model, not a curated record. The transcript has 9 exons. Gene Ontology annotation, cellular component: cytoplasm.